Messenger RNA from Pristis pectinata (smalltooth sawfish), 16694 nucleotides. RefSeq names its product trinucleotide repeat containing adaptor 6Ba (gene tnrc6ba). Gene Ontology annotation, biological process: miRNA-mediated post-transcriptional gene silencing; positive regulation of nuclear-transcribed mRNA poly(A) tail shortening. Gene Ontology annotation, cellular component: P-body; nucleoplasm. Gene Ontology annotation, molecular function: nucleic acid binding. The record is from RefSeq and is a predicted model, not a curated record. The transcript is spliced from 26 exons. Lineage: Eukaryota; Metazoa; Chordata; Chondrichthyes; Rhinopristiformes; Pristidae. Bases 316 to 5940 code for a protein of 1874 amino acids.
CGGAGUUGUGUUGUGUUGUGAUGGUCGGUGAGAAAGUUUUUUGGCGAAUUCUCUGGCCCGUUUCGUGUGGCGGAGCACGAAAAGAAAAUUCUUGAGAAAAAUAGCGGGAUCGGAAGCCUCGGAAGUCAAUGGGAUAACCGGCAGCGCGAGCAAGAGCGGAGAUACUUCCAGAAGAUUCUGUGGGAGCACAGGUUUGCGGAUCUUUGCACCAUAUGUAGUUGGGAGAGAAGACUGGUUGGGCUAUAGAAGCCCUUGAAAAAUUGUCACAGUGUUUGUACAAAAGUGUUUGCGGAUAUUUGCACAGAAACCCUUCUCAUGCAGGUUAAUGACGGGUCAAGGCACCAGGAAGCAAAUCCCAAGACCUUCAAGGAGAUGGAGAAGAUGACAGAGGAACUGCACAUACAGACCAAGGAACAGAAUGCUAACACGGAGGUUCAGACUGAACGUGAAGAUUUUGCAUCAGAUGAGCACCGUGACACAUCAGAAUCUCCCAGUGAAGAGACCAAGCAAGAGAAGGAAGAAGAAAAGGAAGAACAGUUAAUGGAAGAAAAGAAAAGGAAAAAAGAGGACAAGAAGAAGAAAGACGCCACUCAGAAGGUUACAGAACAAAAAACCAAAGUGCCCGAAGCGACGAAGCCAAGCCUAAGCCAGCCUCCAACUGCCACCUCAGUUGGCAGUGUUCCAACACCAGCCGGCAACGGUGGUAACAAUGCCAAAAGGGCGGUGGCCACCAACGGCCAGCCACAGAACGCCGCCCGCUAUCUGCCCCGUGAGGUGCCUCCUCGAUUUCGCCAGCAAGAGCACAAAGUGUUACUAAAACGUGGUCAGCCCCCUCCACCUUCCUGUGGACUUCUUGGAGGUGGGGCGGGGCCUCCUGGGUUGCCAGGAUCAAACCCUGGCACUGCACAACCAUUGACGCAACCCAACGGUCCACUGCAGCACGGCAGUACACCAGUGGACGCAAACCCUGGGGGUGCUGGUUCAAAUUAUGCAAAUUCUCCUUGGGGUUCUGGAUCAUCCAGCACUGACCCUAACCACGGCUGGGAUAAGUUAAUCGUAGACGGGUCUGAUAUGGAGGCUUGGCCUUGCAUCACAGGCAGAGACUCUGAGUCGGCUUCGGAACACGUAGAUAACGAAGGUGCCUCAAACCUUGGCUCUGAGAAGAGCCUGCCACCUGGAAGUGGCGCUGCCAGGAGUUGCAAAGGAGCUGCAAAUCAGUUCGCUGCUGGGAGCGGAAAGAAUGAAUGUAAAUUGGGGGCCUGGAACAUGGGCCUUGUGCCUAAACCCAGUCAUGCAUCUUCCAUCUCUUCGGAGAGCAAAGACGGACUUAACAAUUGGAAAAACUUGAGCAGCCCCGAUGGAGCUGGCCUUGGGUUGACCUUGAACCCAAAUAUCAACCCAUCGGCCUGGCCAGUAUUGGGCCAGGAGGGCACUUCUGGAAAAGGGACUUUGGAGACGGACAUUUCGAGCUCCAGUGCACAACUUAGUGCAGUAGGUCAAAGCCCUAGGGAUCAGGAUGGUACUUCUACAAGCGCCUGGGCAAAACAGUCUAAAACGGAGAAUGCGGGUGUUACAUGGAAUGCUUCUGUUGGAGAACAGCCUCAAGCUCUUAACACUGAUGGACCAAAUAAUGGCGACACUAACUCUUUGAAUGCAAGCUCACAGAGCACUGGGAACCCUUUGCAAAAUAAGGGAGUGUCUGAAACAACAGGGAAUGGGACCUGGAACAUGCCCUUAGGAAUGAGUUUGGGAAACCCCUUGGUUUUGAAUCAAUCUGUGAGCACUGAAGCCUCAUCCGAAGGCAGUAUUAGAGGAACUAUGGAGGGACGGGCAACUGGGGGUACUUGGAAUACAGUUUGGGGGUCUUCUGGAACUGAUUCCAUUUCUGGACAAAAUGGUACAGGAGCUAAUGGCAAUAAUGGACGCAGUGGCGAUGAUGCAGCAAAAAAUGGCUCUGGUAUGAAACAAUUAUUGGUGAACAGAUCAAGAACUGAAUCAUGGGACAAUAAUGGUGGAUCCUGGGACUCUGAGACACAAGACCCCAACAAAGCAAAAAACUGGGGUAAAGGGAACAGAACAGCAUCUGGUAGUGCUCAGGGUUUGUGGGGUCAACAGCCAGGGACUGAUAAUCGGUCAGAAGGAGAUUGGGUUGGCUCUACUAAUGAACAGAAUUGUGGCACAGGCGGAUGGGACAAUCACAGGGCAAAUCCCCUCCCAGAAAACCAAGGAGAGAAUGCCCAAAUUUCCAACUGGGCAAAGGCCUCUAGUUCCACUGGGAGUGACUCUGGUAGUCGAAACAACAACAAAAAGGGAGGCUCCGACAACCACCCAGGAGGACGGCGCUUAAACAAGGCUGAUCAUCCUGACCAAGAGGAAGUAUUGCAAAGUGUAAUGAACAGGGCUGAUCUGGACCCGAGAGUGUUGUCAAACACUGGGUGGGGCCAAACUCAGAUAAAGCAGAACACAAUUUGGGAUGUCCAGGAGUCGCCCAGGAAUGAGAGGCGCACUGACAAAGGAACAGAAGGGUGGGAGAGCACUGCCACUCAGAGCUCUAACUCAGGGGGCUGGGGCGAAGGGCCCAGUCAAACCAGUCACUGCACCUCUGGGUGGGGAGAUGCUCCGCAGUCUUCAAACAUGGAGUGGAAGGAUUCAAAGGCUCCAAGUGGAUGGGUGGACCCAAAGAAUAGUCAAGGUUGGGGAGGUGGAACACCAGAAGAGAAAGCACCAUCUUGGAAUGAUGGGCCUAGAAUCAAGGAACCAGGUUGGGGUGCAAGACAGCAACAAACUCAAGGAUGGCCUGCCAAUAAUGGCUGGGGCGAUGGAAGUGGACAACCAGCUGAACAACCAAAAUCAGGUGGCUGGGACAGUUCGAACCCGAGGUGGGGUGAGAGUGGCCGUGGUGAUGUAGGAUCUUGGGGGGGUGGCAGUAGUUCUAAUCCUAAUCAAAGAGGUGGGUGGGAGGACCCCCCAAGACACCAGGGAUGGGGUGAGCCAUCCAAAGCGACCACUUCUAAUUGGAACAAGCAGCAAGAUGUGUCUGGUUCCUGGGGCACUGCCUCUGCUAGUAACCGACAGUCUGGACCAGGUUGGGGCUCUGCGCCUGUGCCACCUAUGCCCUCUUCUGCUGUUCCAGCUGCAACCAUCCCAACUUUGCCAAAGGAGGAAGAACCUACUGGAUGGGAAGAGCCUUCACCGCAGUCCAUCUCCCGAAAGAUGGAGAUUGAUGACGGCACCUCAGCCUGGGGUGAUCCCAACAGCUACAACUAUAAGAAUGUGAAUCUGUGGGACAAAAACUCUCAAAGUGAGAGCUCUGGAAGUGGGCCGAUGCCACGGGAGCAGAACGCAUCAAAUGCGGUUACAGGACGAGGUUCCACAUCAAGUUCUGGUUCAAAAUCAAUGCAGGAUGGGUGGGGAGGUGGUGAUCGACCUGCUGUGGCAAAUGCUCGUCCCCCAAGCUGGGAGGAAGAAGAUGAUGGUCCAAUGGGCCUGUGGAACAGUACUGGAACUCAGGAGAGUAGUUCACCCUACAACUCAUCUAACUGGACCUCAGGCGGGAAGAAAAUUCACAAGGGCUCCAUGAAAGGUGGGAACAAUGACACAUGGAUAAACCCUCUCUCUUCGCAAUUUUCCAAAAUGGGAUUACUGAGGGAGUCUUCUGAAGACAGUGUUGGUAACAAAAUGGACUUAACUGUUGGUGGUCUACCAGACAAAAAGCUGGAAUCUGACAAAAGAGGAAUGAACAUGGAUUACAAUGGAAUGAUGAGAAAGGAUCGAUCGGGAUUCCGGCCAUCAAAUUCCAAAGAUUCCCCCACCACAGACAGUGGACCCUACUUUGAGAAGCUGACUUUGCCUUUCUCCAAUCAAGAUGGGUGCCUGUCUGACGAGGCACCUAACUCGCCCUUCUCCCCUCCUCCGAGCUGCAAGCUGUCUCCCUCGGGCACUGCUCUACCCACCGCCAGCCUCGGCUGCAUCGGCUCUGGUCUUAACAUGCAAAACCUAAACGCUAGACACAAUGGCAAUCAUGGUUUAUUUGGCAGUAGCACAGCACAAUCCAGAGGUGUGCAUACACCUCAGGUGCAGUCCAUGAAUUCAUCCCAGCCUAACCUUCGGGCUCAAGUGCCUCCGCAGUUCCUGCCCCCUCCUCAGGUUCCUGCCCCCAUGUUGAAGCAUACCACUCCAAAUGGUGCCCUGAACCCAGCCCUGUUUAGCCUUGGUCCUCAACUAUCCCCUCAACAAAUAGCUAUGCUCAGCCAACUCCCUCAGCUCCCACAGCUACAGUUGGCUUACCAGCUGUUGCUUCAACAACAGCAGCAGCAGCAAGUGCUGCAAAACCAACGGAAGCUGUCUGCCGCGGUCCGACAACAACAAGAAACGCAACUUGCCCGUAUUGUGAGUGCUCUGCAGCAGCAACAGCAACAACAGCAGCAUCGACACAACAACACCCCAGGAAUGAAGCAUUCUCCGUCACACCCUGGCAUGUCCAAGCAACACCUGGAUAAUGUUGUGCCUAGUUCUCUUCCCUCUGGCCUUCCAGACUUCCAGACCAAAGGACAGAUUCAGCCGGGCUACCCAAUGGGAAUGGGCUCGAACAUGAACGUAAACCAGUUAGAUGUCAACAGUAUUGUAGGAAUGAAAGAACCUCAGUCGCAGCAAUCACGGCUCAAGCAGUGGACGACUAUGGAUGGUCUCUCUCCUGCCACUCCACCACCAGAUCACAACCCCCUGAAAAAUGGUGCUAUUUCGAGCAGCAUGGCACCACCGGUGAAGCCUCGAGAUAGUUUGCCCUAUUAUGAAAUGAUAGCAGGUGAUUCCUUGGCCAGCCAUUCUGGCCCUGCGAGUGAUAACUGGUCCACCCCUAAGCUCUCAAAUGGUUCCAGCGGAUCCAGUUGGCCUCCAGAGUUCCGCCCUGGGGAACCAUGGAAGGGUUUCCAAAACAUUGACCCCGAAUCAGACCCAUAUGCGACCCCAGCGAGCAUGAUAAACAGCUCUGCAGCACCCCCAUCCCCAGACUCGGAACACCAACUUCUCAGGGACAGGAGCACAGGGUCCAGUUCCUCCCUGAACACCUCGCUGCCUUCACCCGGUGCCUGGUCCUAUAGUGCCUCGAACAGCUCCUACAGCACCGUACAGAGCACUUCAGCCAAGUUCAGUGACUUCAAGUCUACGUGGUCUCCCGAUCCAAUCGGACAUCCCAGAAUGUGGAAAAAUCAGAUGUCAUCUAAAAACACUAACCCGCCAACACGGCCGCCACCAGGACUGACCAAUCAGAAACCUCCGUCAUCUCCAUGGGGCAGUGGAGCACCCCGAUUCAGCAGAGGAUGGGGCAUGCAGGAGUCACGAUAUGCCCUUAGUUCCAACUGGAGUGAUGGCAAUUCGGGUGGAUCUGGUCGGGUCAGCUCCUGGCUUGUUCUUCAUAAUCUCACUCCACAGAUUGAUGGCUCCACUCUCCGAACAAUCUGCAUGCAGCAUGGCCCGCUGAUAACAUUCCACCUGAACCUGACGCACGGCACCGCAUUGGUCCGCUACAGUACCAAGCAAGAGGCUGCCAAGGCCCAGACUGCGCUGCACAUGUGUGUGUUGGGGAACACUACCAUCCUUGCUGAGUUUGUCAGUGAAGAGGAAGUCAACCGCUAUUUUGCACAAGGUCAGUUAUCCACACCUUCCCCAGGCUGGCAGACGCUGGAGACAGGACAGAGUCAGAUGGAUCCGGUUGGGAGCAGCCUGCAUUCGUUCGGUGGCCGGGCCAGCCUGGGACAGUGGAACAGUGCCGGAGGAGUGGGCAGGGGUAGUGGGAACUUGGCGGGAGCCUCACUUUGGGCAACCCCAAGCUACACGGCAAGCUUGUGGGGGGCCCCGAAUUCCGACGAUUCGCACCGAAUGGGCAGUCCAGCGCCCCUACUACCUGGCGACCUCCUGGGUGGAGGGGCUGAUUCAAUUUGAACUUUUAAGCUUUCAACCUUUGACCUGUGACCUCGUGAACUUUUUUGAACAGCAGCACUAAUGUGUUUUUUUUUUCAAACUGCAAUAAGUUUCAAGACAAGUUUAAAGAAAAAAAAAGGAGAAAAAAAAGAAAAAAGUGAAACAAAUUAAGGGGGUCAUCCACAGUCUCUUUUGUGCACAUAGACACCUCCCUCCUAAUUUUCGGCUACUUUUUUUUAAUCAAAAAAAAUAAAAAACAAAAAACAACAAAAAAAACAUAUCACACUUCAAAAUACUUGAAUCAUGAACGCCAACAUUAAAAAUGUGAAGUACACUUUACCAUCACACAAUAAAUAAGUUUUUUAAAAAGGUAGUAUAGUUUUUCCUUACAUGAUCUUUUUUUCCCCCUCCGUAUUGAGAAGUUGUUGCAACAGGAUAUUUACUGAAAACACAAAACAGGCUUUUUAAAAACUUUUUUUUUGCACUGGGCACGUUUCCGUCCUCUGACAUGCAAUAGCGGAGACGCAGCAGAACCUCACGUAUUAAAGCUAGUGAUUGACCAGGACGGAUAUUGAGCCUAGCAGUCACUUAUUAGAUGUACAAGUUACAGGCUAUUACUAUGCACCCGUACCAGUGCUGUAUGUGCCAGCCCUUGAGGGCUGGGGCAUGGCAGUUACCAAUGUCAAACUUGCAUUGUGGGAUGGUGUGGGGUUGGAAUUUAGCACAGAUUCUUAAACUGCUCCCCUGACAACAAAAUACACCACCAGGACCACUACUAAAUCACACAGACCAGAGAGGUUCCAUUUGAUUUCUGGUCAGUGCUGAAUUAGCUAUUCUCAGGCACAGAGGCUGCUGUGCUAGGGCUUAAAUUGAUCUCCAUGACCCCCACUACCACCGUAGAUGAGCUGGUUGGAGGGUCAGAAGAGAAAUCAUUCAUAGUUUCCAUUUGUGAUGGCAGUCAACCAACCCUUUGUAUGUGUGGCUUUGAGGUUGGGUCAGGGUUGAACUUAGCUGCAAUGCCCUCUGUGGUUGAAUACCCAGCUCACACUCAUUGUCUAGGGUCAAGGAUGAAUAAUGGCUGCUUGGGCAAGGUUGCAAAGGGCUGUUAAGUCAUUGGCACAGCAAGACUUAUAAUCUUAAGGAGGGGAAAAAAUGGCAUCUCGACAACAUUAACCUCCACUUCCUGAUAGACGUGUGGAGAGUGAUAUUAGGAUCAUAGGUGCCUCUGAUUGAUUAAGGCUCUGAGUGUGACUUAGGUUAUCACUUCCCAGAAAGUUAUAGUCUUUAAUCCAAGGAGAUGCUGUUCCACUCCAAUUUUGCCCAUUGCCUCCCUUGUCCAACCAAAGGUUGUCUUAACUAAUUUCAGUUGAUAAUUAAGAUGUUCCCAGCCCUUUGCUACAAUGCUGCUUAUUUUGCGCUCUAUUUAAGAUUUGGUUACUGUAUUUUUCUGUAGAAAAUUGUAACACAUCCAGUGAUAGCACAGCACAAUCUUGACCACCCCUAAAACAUGCGCUGAUGAAGAUAUUAUCACCCUGCUUAUGGUGUCAUUUCAUCACUGUAUUGCUGGCGCUACAUGUGCUGUCGGUAGUUUAUCCUGCGUCACUGUUUAGCAUCGCAGUAGUAUCUUUAUUUCCCUUUCUCUUUCUCUCUGGGCUGUGCUGCCCUCUGAAUGCUACACUCAAAUGACAUAAGCACUUAAAAACAAUGUAGGUUAGAAAACUUAGUGUAGAGGUUUUCAAGUUAAAUUUACAUGUUGCACUCAGUUUCAAAGUGUUGGGGGGACUUGCAUUGUGUACUGUAACAAGCUUUAUCAUUUUGUAAACUAGGGGGUUCCUGGCAGGUCGGUCAUUUUCCCCGUCCUCUCCCCCUUGAGGUAUUCAAAACACUUAGCUAAUCCAAUGAAGGUGUUGCCGUAAUUUAAUAAAAAUAACUCCUUUGAAUAUAGUCCUCCCUCCUUUUGUAUAUGUUUUAUGUUUUUUUUUAAUCUUUGAGCAGAAAUGUAGCUUUCCAAUUGGCUUGGCUGGCUUGAGCCUUCCUACGUUCACCUGUACUGCCUGUAAAUUGACACUUUCACAAAAUGGCUUGUAGCCACCCACAAAGCCUCAUUGGCACAAGUCUGCGAAACUGGUUUACAGCCAGCUGUUUACAUCCCACAGUCCCCAGCAUCUCCACUCUUAACAAGAGCUUCUCUGUAACUGCACAGGGAUUUUGGAAUAGGACCGAGCUCUGGGGACAGCCCUGCUUACGGCUAUAAUAACCCUUGCUGUGUGCAGCUCAUUCUCCUUUCCCUAAACCAUACAGGUUAUUUCUUUGAAAUUAUAGUCCAUCUGUAACAGCAAGACAUUCUGUGGCCAUUCUGUGUACUUGCUGACCUGAAGUAUGCAAACAAAUGUUGCUGUAAACCUAGGUUUAAGGUUUCAUCAGACUGUGUAGGAAUAGCUUUAGCAUUUUUUUUUGUUUACACCAAACAUUGAGCAUGUCUGCAUGCGUAUGCAGAGCAAUGAUGCACGUGCAUUAAGGGAUCACAACUAGGAUUCUAAACAGACCUGGUGUGUCCACAACAUCGAACAAAAAGUCCAAUUUAAACUUUAAUUUAAAGAUACUGAAAGUGUAUUUCUUUAAAAUGUUACAUCAGGCGCAUAUUAUGAAUGGGUGUGUGUCUGUCUCCUGUCCAGUUUUCCUUUAGUGACAUUAUCACAUUUCACCCACUCUGGAAUCAAAUCAUUUAAUCAGUUGUAUUGAGUAUACAGCAGUUGUGUUGGAGACUGGCACACAUCCUUAAAAAACACACACACACACACACACACACACACACACACACACACACACACACACCUCAACAAGUAGCAGACUGUUUCAUAGUCUUGCUGCUGUACAGGCUGGUACUGGGUCCCAAUUAAUGGUAGAUAAAUGCCGAACACAGAGAGGAGGAACAGUACCUUUGUUCACUGGUCGAUCACUAUAUAAAAGUUAUAAACGUUUACGUAUGAAUGUUCUUUAGUAGUUUAAAAGCAGUGUGUGCUUUCCUUUAUUUCGUACCCUUCAUGUUUUAAGUCCCCUUGGGUGAAUCUAGUGAGAAAAGCAUUUACUUGUUUAGAAAACUAUAUAUAAAAUUGUUGUUAAUGUUGUUAUAAGUAUUGCACCUUUUUUCUGUUUUUUAAUUGUCCUCAUUGUGUUUUGCUGUAGUGUUAAUUUUUUUUUCUUUAUAAACAAAGUAAAGCAUUGUAGAAUGGGUAUGAGGGAGAAGGAGCUGCAUGGUAAUAGGUAAUGGGCAGUGACAAACAGUGGAGGGGAAAGGGAAGGAAGUUAGUCAUCAUUCUUUGAAAGUCUUCACCAUGGGUUUGGAGGCACACCCGUGUCAUGUCAGUUCAGUGACUAAAAGUGGCUGUAAUUAAAAGUUGCUCUUGUAAUCUAGCUUCUGAUUCAACCAGCCAACCUGUAGAAGCUUUUGCCUUUCCCCCACUCAUACAGACAUGUUGUCACUUUGCAUCUUUGCAUUUACCAUGCUUAUCCCACCCCACCUCUUCCCCAGUUCUAGCUCACAUUUAUAUGCACACAUGCACACCCACCCACAUGCGCCUCACUCCUGUGUGCUUGCUCAUCUUCCAGCACCUUGUGGAGUGGUAAAAUUCUGAAUAUUAGGGAGGUGUCCAAGUGUUUGGCCUUGUCCUGUUUACAUAAUCUUUAGGGCUGUGUCGAAUUGUUGAAUUAUUUUGAAGAAUCUUGCAUUUUUAAAACAAAAAAAAAUUGUCUAGUUUGAUUGAAUAGUCUGAUGACCUUUGGGUCUGGAAGAACGGGGAUACUGUACUAAAUUGCUGGGCACUGUAUCUGAUGCAGCCACCCAUGCUCUGUUAAUUAGUGGAGACUCUGGAUAUUUUAAUAGUCACCAAAGGCUGCAAAAUACUUUCACUCCACUGACUAAGGUAACAUUCAUAUCGACUAAUCCAAAAUGAGGUGGAUUAGGGAGUGAUGUUACCUGUUCUCCAUCGCACUUAAUCCACAUUUCUAUUUUGAGAGUGUGGACUCGACUAAUUUGUAUGAACUGUUCUAAUAACUGAUUUUUAAAUACUUACUUUCAAAUAUUGCCGGCACAGUCCUAUUCUUUUUCCAAGGCAUUGAAAAGUCUGAAAUCAGAAAAAAAAACAUGAAACCGUUCUUCCAUCAAAACAGGAUAAUAAAAGACCAAAAAUAUGUGUUUCGUAUUUUUAGAUGAAAAACUCUGGGAGCAUUUAACAGUGUUGUUUUUAUUUUAGUUUGCAUUUUCUUUUUGUUUUGCUUCUAUUAUUUUAAUUCCUCCUAAAAUUUAAAGAAAGUUCUCAGGAAUUUUUAGGGGAAAAGCCAGUUCCCGAAAUGUUGUUUAUUUUUAAGAGGGAAUAAAAAAAAAGCUGAUGUUUGACUUUGAGAUUUAGAUUUUUAAGUCUAUUUGUUGCACCAGUUCCAAACCUGUCUAAUUAUGAGAAAUCAACUUAAAUAGUAAUACCUCAUUAGCAGUUCUUUUGGAAUAUUUGGGUUAGAAAUGAUAUGCAUACACAAUUUUAUUCACACUCAGUUUGACUGGCAAGAGCAACUCUUCUCAUCCUGGAGAAAAUAUAGGUAGAGAAAGGAUAGGAUGGAGGGUAGUGGUUUACCCAAUAUGACAUUAAAUAUUUGACCAGUCCUUUCUCAAUGUGCAAAGACCCAUUGUAAAAUGGGCACCCUAUAGAUGGAACCCUCUACUCAAGUACACGUGGCAAGUGAAGUUGCCUUGCAUCUACUGCUGUCUUUAAGCAAGCCAUUAGUGAAUCCAUUGAGAGUUUGGGAACAGUUAGCCUGGGUCAGGGUGUAUUCACUGUGCUUCACUAUCCUGAUUUGCUUUGUGCUUUGAGGGGGGGGGAGAGGGCCAAAAUUAUUUUCAAACAGGACAAAGUAUUGUUUCAUGAAAUUGAGGAAAGUGAUUAAUUAAAAAAAAGCACAAAUUUGUUUCCUACUCUCUCCCCAUUCUGUGCACCAUCCUGGCUUGUUCCAUCUUGGUAAAGGCAUUUUGUGUGAUAUUCAGAGGCCCUGGUUGAAAAGCUAGCAAUUGUUUAAAUUGUUCAGGACCCACUCUUUGUACUAUAUUACUUCAGAAAGGUGGGAAUUUGGGGAGCUCAGUAAAAGGUGGGGGGGGGGGGGGGGGGGCUCAAUUUCUCUGCUAUACUGCUGUAGUGCAUGGUGCUGUUUAAUGUUGACCAGCAGCAUUUAAUAUUGUAAUUUGGCAGCUGAGCAUUGGUACUUCACACUAAUGUAGUUACUAGCAGCUUGAUCUUCAGAAAUCUAGGUGACUAGCAAAUGCUACAACAGAAACCAAUCUGGCAUCGGUCUCCAGCAUUGCACACAUCACACUUCACCUUCCUCCCCCCCCCACCCACCUCAUCCUUGCCCAUUUCAUUGUUGGAAUUUUUGAAACAUAGACGUAUCCUGCAGUAAUCCUAUUGCUUGAUCACCCACUCCAGGAUAAUAAUUACCCUGGAAUAUCAUGUUUCAUGGAAUAAUUUCCCAGAAGUUCCUCCUAAGUGAUUUGAAGCUUAUGUUGCAAAGAUUUUUCUUGUUAUAUCUUCCCAACUGAAACAAGUUCUGUUUUUAAUAUCAUUAUUGAUGAUAUAAUUAUUUUAUGAGGUGGUUUCUGAAUGCAUGUUAAAGUCCCUGAUAAUUGCUAAGCUAAUAUUUACUCAGUAAGUGCACAACUACCAUUUUUUGUACUGGGUUUGGGCAGCAGGACUUGAAUGCCAUUACCCCCACCCCACACAACCCCUGUAGGUUUUACAACUUGCCACUGUGGAUGCAUUUGCACUGCAGCUAAUCACAGAUGUACGUCCAGCAAUAGACCAGAGAGAAGCAAGAUUUGCAGAUAAACUGAGAAUUUUAAAACGCUGCUUUAUAACAAAAUAAAACACUGCUUAAAAGCACACAUAUGCCAGAGCCCUACUGUACAUUGCCCAUGGGAGCCAUACAAAUGUCUGUUUAUUAUAGUGGCAAUGAAGGAAGCCUGUAAGGCCAAGUAGAAAUUGUAGCAGAUACACAGCCCCAGCACCUUAAAUGAUAGGUUUCAGAUGGUGCCUAAAAUUUGUUAUCCUGAACCUCUCUCUCGGAUAAUGACUGAAGAGUAAAUUUGCUGUUAAGUUGCAGCAUUUUCUGUUUGUCAUAGGUUCUUAUCAUUCCUUGUUGACUAUCCUGCUGGUUACUCCUACAACCCAGCCCCUGCUGAACAUUUUAAUUGUCUUGAAUUCUGCAUUGUUCUGUAAUGUAUAUGGAGGUGGGGUUGGGGGGGGGGGGGGAGGUGGGGGGAAGGCAGUGCAGGGCAGAAAUUUCACCACUCUGGUAAGAAAUUCACUUCCAUGUCUGCAUACAACUGUACCUGAAAAUACCAGAUACUGGCAAAUGUCUGUUAAGUAAGGGGGUGGGUGUUUGCAAAUAUUGCUCCUGUUCAUCAGCCUUUGAACAAUAACCAGCUUCUAUAUCCAACUAUAUUAGAAAAUACGAAUCAACUUGAGUUUCCAAUCAGUUACUUUUUCCAGAUCUUCAAUCAAUGUAGAAGAACUUGCUACAAAUUGCUCUUGGGAGGGUUUGGGGAAAAAAGUGCAAAAUUUGCCUUGUGUUUGAAUGCCCACAGUUAAGAGUAAGGGGAAUCAAUUUUGGCAGAAUGCGAUGGCACUUUAAACACUUAGCUUUCUCCUUUACAUCUUGUAAAAUUAGUUUCUCCUCAGCAAAUCUUGUUAUCUUAUGGUUUCUUUUUCAUCUGAUGUCGACUUUAUGGUUGGUGUCACCUAAACUCCUCCAUCAUUCUCUGGCCUGUUUUUUUUGGGGGGGUUGGGGGGGGAGAGAGAAAGUUGGUGCCCUUUCUGAUAUGGCAGUCUCUUGGCGAUAUCGUACUGUCUUUCAUGGCAGUUUGAUCAAAAGCACCCCACAGCCCUAAUUACCCUUUCUGGAAGGAGUGCCUAAAACCUCAAGAUUAUUGAGCAGUCUGUUGCAGAUCCACUGCAGUCCCUGAGUAAUGUCUGAAAAGAUGCUCAGAUCCAAAUGUAAGCUUACCAUUUAAUCAUCGUUACUGUCCAAGUGAUCCCAGCACAUUACCAUUGACUGACUUAGAGGAGCAUUGAUCCCUAUUUCACCAGCCAUAUCUGCGCUCCGCACACUUUUAAACUGGAUCUACUUAUCUGAUUGAGUCCUUUCAUGGGGCGUUCAGUAUCUUGAUUCCUUGUCUUUGUGCUAUCAUCAGCCAGGAAGGUUGUAGUCUCCAUGCUAUGUUUUUUUUGUGUAUGUUAAAAUGCAAUGUUAAUGUCUUUUGCUGCCUGUACUAUUUAUUGGCUGUAAAUGGUUGGGCCACAGCAUGAGCAUCAGGAGGAACCUGUUUCUCACAUUUGUUAGUAGAGGAUGAGGGCCCUACAUGAAAUAGGGAUCUUAGUACAAUCAGAUUCAGAAAACUGCUCUCAAACUUCCCACCAGAGUUGGUGAUAAUUCAUCCAUCGUCUUUGGUUACUUUGCUCGGGUAUAGUUGACUGGAAUGUGGAAGCAACUGUUAGGCUUUCCCUUUGUCUGGGUAUGGAUUGCAUUGCUAACAUCCUGCUUCUCCCUUUUCCUAAGACCUGCAUGAGUUGGGAAUGCAUUGUGCUGCUAUUAGUUUGAUUGCACAGUUCAUCUGUAUGCACGGCUGUAUUGGGGGUGAUAGUAUUCAUCGUUUCUAUAAUUUUUAAAAUUUUGUGUGAGGAAUAUUGGGGGGGAGGGGAGAUUCAAGACCUUGCCACAUUAGGGUGAACGGGGUUUUGCAGGGAAUUGGAUGCCACGUCUUUCUAAUGGAACAGUGCCACUUUGCUGUGCUUCUAAAGUUGGCUGUUUAGGUUUGUGAAGGAUAUCGCACUUUGACUGAAAAGAAAAAUUCAGUGAUAAGAAUUUCUGCCUUUUUGAAAGAAUAUCUUAUUUUAAAAGGAAAUCAAUAGCUGUGACAAAGAGGUGUUAGUAUAUUGAAUGAAUAUUAUCGUUCAGUUAACAUUGUAUGAUCCAGGGCAUAGCUCUCCCAUUAUUUCUUCCAACGAUAUUUGCAGGGUGCGUUCAUUGUUUGCUUUCUCCUUUUUUGUGGGUGGGGGGGGGAGGUGCAGGGUGAUUGAUUGCAGACUUAACAAUUUUGUGCACGGAAAAUUGUUAAGUAACAAAAACAAUUCUGACAAUUGCCUUUUAUGCUUCUCCAUCUCCCCUUCCCAAUGACAGGUGGUUGCAGUAAUCAGAGUCUUAGGAUCUGACUGAAUAAAACUCCCAAUUUUAAAGGGGAGACAAUCAGCUGUGUUUUGGAAUUUUCCUUUAAGUAGACAGUAUCAGAAAGCUUUGGAUUUCAUCAAUCCAAUUGUGUGUGUAUAUUGCACAGUGAAUUUACUCUAUAAUUAAAGAUUUCUUUUGUAUUAAUGGCUUUUGAUUGGGGAGAGAACUGGCUCCUACUCGUAAAGAAUUCUUUCUAGAAUUGCAUGUGGCAUGCAACUUUUAAUCUCCCUCUUUUCUACACCCCUCUGUGGCUGUUUAAACUCACAGAGCGGCUGCAUGCUGUGCUUUCAGUUGCUGAUACUUGUCUUUCUCUCCUGGUGAGUUGAGUCACAGUCUGGGGAAGAGGUACAACUACCGGUAAUUGCUUUUUGUAAGGAACUUGUCCUGUGAGUUUAUGUCCAUUGUCACAACACCAGAUAAAGAAAAUGAGAUUCAUGGAUUGUUUUGAAGGUGGGGGGGGGGGGGGGGGGUUGUUGUUGGGGGGUUCAAUCCUUAUACAGUUUAAUUUAGGGAUUAUCUUUGUUAGAAUAGCGCACAUAAUUUGACCUAAACUGUGUGCAUGGCAAGGGCCUUCAUCCUCUCCAUCUGUUGCACUCUUUCCAAGAUGUGGUGAUGCACUCCCAGUACAUCCCUUGUUUUUUAUUUAUUCCUUCCUUCCUCCCUACAUCAGAUACUUUUUUUGAUUACACAGUAGAUUGCAUUCAUCUUUAGACCAGUUGCUGCCCUCCACCCCACUCCCUUCCCCCUUGUUACCAUUAAAUCUCGUGUUGCCCACAAAAUGGGGUGCAUCUUGGAUGACCCUUUGCAUUGUUCUAUGUUGUACAAAGAGGCAUUAAAAAUCCAUCAUGAAGUGGGGUGGGGAAGAGAUUGAAUUACACUGUUUACACUUGCCUGAUUCAAUUGCUGUGACUCAGAGAGUGAUGUCUAUUAUUUUGCUGCACCAUGACAAAAUUUAAUGAAAAUAAACACUUCGUUUUUGUUGGAGUUUACAGGGUAUCAUUAGAAAAUGCGGUGCCUGGUGAACUGGGGUAACUAAUCACCAACAGUGUGAUGGAGAGAGUUAGUGAGGCACCCUCCCCUUUCAGUGCAAAUUGCAGAGUGGUCUUGCCCAGGAUUCCUGUGUAAGUUGGCUAUUGGUGCAGCAGUCAGUUACAGAGUGCAGUAAGGAGGCAGCAUAUCAGAACUGCUCAGGAGAAGUUGAAACUAUUUUUCAGUUGCAGAUAAGUGACCUGUACAUAAACCUUUACAAUUAUCACUCGACUAGUAUAGAAUUCGGCAACCAAGAAGGAAGAGAUUUUAAAAAAAACUUAUUCUGAUAGUACUGUGAAUUAUAUAUAUAUAUAAAUAUAUAUAAAUAAAUAUAUAAAAAUCUUAAAUUCCGUGGUUCCAAGGAUUUCUCAAAUUUUUUUUAUAAAUGAAUCCUAAUGUUAUAUAAUGAACAAUUUAGAACAUUUGCAGAAGAUUUUGCUGAUAUGUCAUACAUUAAGCAUGUGCGUAUUUUGAUAGGUUUUGAAGAAACAAAAUAUAUAUGGAACUAGGUGGUCGGGAUAAUUGGUCUGUUUGGUAUUCGGUUAUCUGAUUUCCUACCGUGCCUGCCCCCGGUACCAGUUCAGUAUUGGUGCUAUCGGACUGUCGCUUCUUAUAUUGUUAAAUAUUGGCAUGGCAACCCUGUAGCACAUGCAGUGGGAUGCCUGGCUCCUCGGACAGGGCGGCAGUGGGUUUAACACUUGCAGACUUGGCUCAUCUGCCUGAGUUUGGCAAGAAGCUUUUAAUUCUUUUUUGAGGCAGACCACUCAAUAGGUUGCCAUAGGUAACUGGAUAAUCCAUCUAUUUUUUUUGAGAUUGGGGAGGGGGUGGUGGGAGGGGAAAGAGAAAUUUGAUGCCAUUUUUCUCUUCUGUGAACACGCCAUCCCCGUCUGAUGGAGUGGUUGGUUGGCCUCAUCCAAAAAAAACACAAAAUCAUCAUCCAAACCAUCUUUACUCUGGGUUGAAGGUGGGUUCAGCAGCAGAGAGUGAUUUCUGUAGGGAUACUGUGUGUGCGUGUGUGUGCACGCGCGUGUUUGUGUAGAAAAUGCAGUGUUGUCACUAGAAUUACUUGGCGUAAUGGUGCCAAUACACUAUAGGAAACAAAAAAAAACUAGUACUUAAGCCAAUACAUUCUGUGAUGCUGUUUUAAUUCAUCACUUAAAAUUGUUCCCAUCUCUAUCAGCACUGAUUUGUAACUGGCAGUAAUGCACUUCACCCCAGUAUUAUGCCGCUUGGGUUGUAACCAGGGAGAGUGUUAUGUUUGGGAAAGCAGAACUUCGAACUUUGCAAUAGUUUGAGUGGCCAAGAGUACAUUACGGUUUACUGCAAUACUGGUGACAACACUGUAAUGUAUAAAUAAAUUUUAACAGAAGUGAGAGAGAGGCAGGACUGACACACAUCAAAAAAAUGAAUGUAUUUCAUCAUUUAAACAAAAUGGCCUGCAAAAAUUUGUUUAAAGGGAUACUGACUUUUUACCAUGU